AUGACCACUGUCCCGAGGACCAAGGCUGACGUCCACAGCGUGCCUGUUCGACACACGGUCACGGAAGGCUGCGGGCCAGGCCGGCGGCCGUCAGAGCGCACGUCCCAGUCCCGGUGCCCCCGGAGCUCCUCCCCAGGGGGCCAGACGCCGACAGGCAGGCCACCACACGAAGCUGGCAGGUGGGCUCGGAGAACGGCCUGCAGGAGCAAGCAGGGACUAACCGGCCCCAACGGUGCAGAGGGUGGCUGCCCAGAAAGGCCCUACUGGGGGCGGAGCCAACAGGGAGCCCCACUGGGCCGGUGGGGGACGGUGAAGUUCAGAAAGGGGCUGGAGCGCCAAGCAAGCAGGGGCAACGGCAGACAGAUGAGUUGCUGGACGUGGCUGGGACUGGAGACGCUACUUUUUGUGGGCUCGCCUUCCCGGACGUCCAUCCCAAAGACGCAGGUGCGUCGGUGUGAGGUGUUGUCCCCGCGCACACGGGUGGGGAGGGGCGCCCAGACACCGCUGGGGACGGCGGUCCUCGAGGAGGAGGAGGAGGAGGAGGCACGUUGGACGUUCCACUCCAUACCGUGCGUAUUCUUUACCUUGCACCUCUGCCAUCUACCGCCCGCAUCCGUUUUGUGCCUUUGAAAACCUACUCGUUCAAAUAAAU
This is a messenger RNA of Phyllostomus hastatus (greater spear-nosed bat), 652 nucleotides long. RefSeq lists its product as uncharacterized. Lineage: Eukaryota; Metazoa; Chordata; Mammalia; Chiroptera; Phyllostomidae. The transcript is spliced from 4 exons. The record is from RefSeq and is a predicted model, not a curated record. Bases 1 to 630 code for a protein of 209 amino acids.